Exophiala dermatitidis NIH/UT8656 is the source of this 1509-nucleotide messenger RNA. RefSeq names its product diacylglycerol O-acyltransferase. Gene Ontology annotation, biological process: triglyceride biosynthetic process. Gene Ontology annotation, cellular component: endoplasmic reticulum membrane. NCBI's taxonomy places the organism in Eukaryota, Fungi, Ascomycota, Eurotiomycetes, Chaetothyriales, Herpotrichiellaceae. The transcript has a single exon. Bases 1 to 1509 code for a protein of 502 amino acids. Gene Ontology annotation, molecular function: diacylglycerol O-acyltransferase activity. The record is from RefSeq and is a predicted model, not a curated record.
AUGUCAAGCAAUGUACAGACAGUUUUGAAUGAGGCCCAGGAUGUCACCAACAAGAACUUGGGCAAUGUGAAAGCUCCCGUUGAAGUGCCCAAUGGCUCUAUCGACAAUAGGCCCUCGAAACCCCGAGUUCGACCCAAGUACCGCCAUGUCGCAGCCCUACAUACCAAGGUGCGGCCAUCGUGUCUGAGCCAUGAAGCAACCGAGACGCCCAGCUUCAUUGGCUUCCGCAAUCUCAUGGUGCUAACCAUCAUCGUCAUGAACCUGCGUCUGGUGGUGGAGAAUGCCCAAAAGUAUGGCCUCCUCAUCACGCUGCAAUUCAACCUACGAAGCCAGGACAUCAAGACCGCACUGGUGCUCUACGCCCUCACGCCAUGUCACCUUUUCGUUGCCUACAUCAUCGAACGAGUAGCGAUGGAAAAUGCGAAGGGAGCCGUUGGCAAGCGGAAGAAAGACGAUCCGGACGGCAGCAAGCCCGAGACUGAGACGGAAAAGAAGGAUUUCUACUAUACUUGGUGGUGGAUUGCGUUUGCUCAUGGGUUGAACGCCUCCAUGGCACUGUUGAUCACGAGUGCUGUUGUCUACUACCAUAUCUACAAUCCUGGCUUGGGGAUGAUCUGCGAGCUCCACGCGAUCGUCGUCUGGUUGAAGACGUGCUCUUAUGCGUUCACCAACCGAGACCUACGACAUGCCAUGUUGCAUCCGGGCGGCCCAGAGUCUGCGCUACCUGAGCUGUAUUCGCAAUGUCCUUAUCCGCGCAAUGUCACGCUUGGCAAUCUGUGCUAUUUCUGGUGGGCACCGACAUUGGUAUAUCAACCUUACUAUCCACGGACAGAUCACAUUCGGUGGACUUUCUUCUUCAAACGGUUGAGCGAGGUCGUGGCCUUGUGUGUCUUUAUCUGGCUCAUAUGUGCUCAAUAUGCAGUGCCUGUAUUGCGCAACUCUCUCGACGGCAUGGCUGUGCUUGACUUUUCCACCAUUGCCGAACGUUUGAUGAAACUGUCGACCAUUUCUCUGAUCGUCUGGCUUGCGGGUUUCUUUGCACUCUUCCAGUCCUUUUUGAAUGCUCUUGCCGAGAUCAUGAGGUUUGGCGACCGAGUCUUUUAUGAGGACUGGUGGAACAGCACGAGCCUGAAGGAGUACUGGUCGACCUGGAAUAAGCCCGUGUACCACUUCAUGCGGAGACAUAUCUACUCGCCACUUGUUGGUCGCGGGUGGUCUCCGCAAGCCGCCAGCGCUUUGGUCUUUGUGUUUUCUGGGUUCCUGCACGAACUGGCGGUUGGAGUGCCCUGCCACAACAUUCUCGGAGUUGCUUUCCUGGGAAUGGUUCUACAGUUGCCUCUGAUUCAAUGUACAGAGCCAUUGACAAGAAAAGAUGGCACAGGCAAGGUGAUCGGGAAUUGUAUCUUCUGGAUCAAUUUUGUCUUUGUUGGUCAACCGUUGGCUGCCAUGCUAUACUUUUUCUCAUGGCACUCGAAGUUCGGGCAGCUUGCUAAAAUAAACAAGAAUUAG